Musa acuminata AAA Group (dessert banana) is the source of this 414-nucleotide messenger RNA. RefSeq names its product transcription factor bHLH87-like. Lineage: Eukaryota; Viridiplantae; Streptophyta; Magnoliopsida; Zingiberales; Musaceae. The transcript has a single exon. Gene Ontology annotation, biological process: regulation of DNA-templated transcription. The record is from RefSeq and is a predicted model, not a curated record. The coding region runs from base 1 to 414 and encodes 137 amino acids. Gene Ontology annotation, molecular function: protein dimerization activity; DNA-binding transcription factor activity.
AUGGCGGAAUUGAAGGAGAUGGUCUACAAGUCUGCAGCUCAAAGACCAGUGAGGCUGAGUGUGGAGGAUGCAACGACGAAGCCAAAGAGAAAGAACGUGAGGAUAUCAAGUGACCCACAGACUGUCGCUGCAAGGCAGAGGAGGGAGAGGAUAAGUGAGAGGCUAAGGACACUGCAAACACUGGUCCCAGGGGGCAGCAAAUUGGACAUUGCAUCUGUGCUGGAUGAGGCUGCCAAAUAUCUCAAGUUCCUCAAGUCACAGGUCAAGGUUCUGGAAAACGGGUCUAAUCCAGCAAACACUAGUACCGCAGUAUCACCAUUCCCAGUGCCUCUGAACCAGGCUUUUCCCAUGCAGAAGAAUCUUUUUCGUCCACCCAAAACCCUAAACGCAUCCAAAAAGGUGAGGCAGAAUUAA